AAAAUACUAAUGUCCCUUAAAAGGCGGGCCAACUGAGCGAGAGGAGUGUAUGCUGUCAUUCUCUAGUUUCCUAGUUUCCUUUCUUAGAGUAAGAGGAUAGUUGGCAGCAGAGCACAAUAUAGUUCUGAAGAAAUACACCAGCUUGGAAGAGACAGAAACUAAAGUUUAACAUCGGCGUGACCCCCGUUUCCUCAUUUGAGGUCACGCGCCUCCUUAUUCACCAAUGGGAAGACGACUCUGCCACCUGUGUAGAAACAUCUAACCAAUCAGCAAGGCAACUUUCGUUUCCUUGUUAUCCUGCCUUUUCAGAUGCUGCAGUACCCAUCUCUCAUUUAAUUUACCAAACAGGAAACAAGCCUGGCACGAGCAAGAAAUGUAGCUUGUUUUGUUUAGUCACGCUAGGCUCGCAUUUUACCUGACAUCAAAGACAUUCGAAUAUAUUUUAGUACACAAGGUUACAGGUGAUUUCAUUGGCUGUUUUGGCUGAGAAUUUAAAUAGAGCCAGCCUCUUGCGCACCUAGUUUUCUCAGUCUCCCAUACAAAUUUACCUGCACUAACUAGAAAGUCCAGUUUCUCAAGCAAGUCCUACAAAACGCCAGAGAGUCCUGGAGGCAACAUGGACCUGGACAGUAAACGACUGGUGGUGGUGGUACCAAAUGAAGUGCUGGUGCCCUCUCGCAGAGUGUUCAGCAGCGAGGAUGAGGCGUGGAGGAACUACCUGGAGAACCCACUGACUGCUGCCACUAAGGCCAUGAUGAGCAUCAAUGGAGAUGAGGACAGUGCAGCAGCCCUGGGACUGCUGUACGACUACUACAAGGUGCCCAGAGAGAGGAAACUUGCCUCUAGCGGUGUUAAACCUACGGACCCCUCUGCUAUUGGGCCAGAUAACGGCGGGAGCUUGGAGAUACAAGAUCACCACCUUCAGGCUCUUCGAUCCAUGCCUGUCAACCUCUCCCUAAACAACAGCACCACUGCAGAACACCAGGGCUCCAAGUAUGGAGCUACCUGCCUCUCAGGAGACACCAGAGGAGGAGAUGGUAGCGGUGGAGGUGGGGCGGCUCUGGCUCUGGUCAAGACAGAGGGCCAGACGUCCAUGGGAGAGUCCUGUUCUGGAGGUUCCUACCGCCAAGAACCCAGAGAGCAGAUAAGGAUAGUUUACGAGCAGAGCCACUAUGAUUUGCCCCUCGAUGGGUACUUGAAAGAUGAACAGAGAAGCACUCCAGACAGCACGUAUGACGACGCUGUGGAAGGAGAGACGUACCACAGAAGUCCCUCCUCAGGAGUUGCUGAAUUCCACUUCAGUCUACCAGUUGACCGUUUCCAGUACUGUCUGGAGGCCAGCAUGUCGCUGCGGCCACGGCAGGUAGAAGGACCCAUGGCUUACCUGAACCGGGGCCAGUUCUACGCUUUGACACUGUCGAAGACCGACUUCAGAUCGUCCCUACCUCAGCCCAGAGGGAAAGUGCGGAGUGUUAUCAUGGUUGUCUUUGGGGAAGACAAGUGCAGAGAUGAGCAGCUGAAGAAUUGGAAAUACUGGCACUCCCGCCAGCACACUGCCAAACAGAGAGUCCUGGACAUUGCCGACUACAAGGAGAGCUUCAGCACAAUCGGGAACCUGGAGGAAAUUGCCUACAACGCUGUCUCUUUCACGUGGGAUGUCAGCGAUGAAGCCAAGGUCUUUAUCUCUGUGAACUGUCUGAGCACAGACUUCUCCUCACAGAAGGGCGUGAAGGGGAUGCCUCUGAUAAUCCAGAUCGACACCUACAGCUACAACAGCUGCAGCAGCAGGCCGAUUCACAGGGCCUUCGCUCAGAUCAAGGUCUUCUGCGACAAGGGCGCUGAGAGGAAGCUUCGUGAUGAGGAGAAGAAGCAGCUCAGGAAGAGGAUGAAAGGGAAAAAUGGCAGCUCGAGGCCGACCUCUCCCAUUAAGAGGGCUGAUAACACGCUGUUCAAAACCAUGAUAGACCUGGACUCCCAGCCUGUCCUCUUCAUUCCUGACGUUCACUUUGGAAACCUGCAGAGAGCGGGGCAGGUGUUUGCUUUCAACACCGAGGAGGUCAACAGAGAUGGGAGUGUUCUGGUGAAAAGGGUGUCAUGUGUCGCCGAGGAAGAUGUCUGUCCACCUCAGCCUAAGAAGUCUAAAUUGGAACCGGAAAGGAAAGUUCUGCUGUAUGUAAGGAAGGAGUGUGAUGAAGUGUUUGAUGCCUUAAUGCUGCACACCCCAACCCUCAAAGCAUUGAUGGAGGCAAUCUCAGAGAAAUAUGCAGUGCCUGUUGACAAGAUGGCCAAAGUUUACCAAAAAAGCAAAAAAGGGGUCCUGGUGAACAUGGAUGACAACAUCAUCCAGCACUACUCCAACGAGGACACCUUCAUCCUGGCUAUCGAGAGCUCAGCAGACUCCUUGCAUGUCACUCUGUCAGAGAUCUGAUGGUUGUUAGCCACAGCUCUGUAUUCACCAGUCAUCGUGUUGUCAGACAGAGGUGGUUGCUGGUGGGUGACGCUCUAGCCAUGCCAUGUGUAAAAAUUGUGAACAUUGCAAGCAGUAGUAGAUGGCCGCGCCACGAUGUGUUCCUUGAGGAAGGCCACAUAGGAGUCUCAGCAGGGUUUGUUGCCCUACAUGGAUCAUUGGCUAGACUCCACAUACUCACCUGCUGCAGUACCUGUUCACUAGACAACCUGCUGCAGGAGGAUUUCUUGCAUUAGGGACACAGGCUUAGCUUUGAAAACUUCUGGAAGUGCCCAGAUUUGUGGCUUAUGUUUGAUAUUUCCUGGCUAACUACCCAUGCAAGUCUUGACUAACUGAUAGGAAUUCACUUCUCAAUACUUGGCCCACCAGAAGAGAGGUCUUUAUCCAGGUCACCACAAAGCAUCCGGCCAGCUCGCUGUGGUUUCCUAGGAAGAAGACAGUACAGUAUACAGUAGUCUUAUUGGAUUAACAGCAGGGACUGCUGUGUGCUUCCUCUGUGCCUUCUGCCAUCCUUCCUGUUACCUCUUCACGUGGCGGACGCUUUUAAAUGACUUGAUCAGAUGUUUGAAAGGCUCUCGCUUCAAAGCAAGUCUAUACAACAUCUUUUGCUGGCACUCAACAGUUCAAGGUAAUGGCUUAUUGUUUUGUAUGUAUAUAAUUAUUUUUAGAAGUGUCUUAAAUAGUUCUCAUGUCAUGAUUCUACGUCUUACUCUAAUCUUUCUUGGUUGUCUGUGUUUUUUUUUAUUGAUUGGUCAUAUUUUUACUGCGUGCUAAAUGAUUCCAGUGGGUGCCAGUGAAAUAACAGCUAUCCCAGGUUGUAAUUACAUGCUGGUGUCUCAGGAUCUAUAAUUACAUGAGGUACCAUUAUGAAACAAGACUGCAAGUCUCCAGAAUGCUGUUAAACUGUGCAUGCUUCCUCUGUGCAUGUGUUUAUUGCUUUUCCUCCCUCUGAAUAGACUGCAGUCAUUAGUAUUUAUGACAUUAGGGACUUACAAGGUCCAACCGGUCCAACCAUUUACACAAUCCUUUUCCGAGGCUACUGCACACCAUCAGAGCUCAGCAGUCUAAUCGCUCUCUUCCUACUCACUGCCUGUGUUUACACCUGAUUAACUCAGCUUCUGUAUUAAUUUUCUUCAUGCACCAUGAUGUACAGUCUUUGAAAUGAGUCAAUAAAUAUAGUUUUAUAUGCAGUCA
This is a messenger RNA of Siniperca chuatsi (mandarin fish), 3661 nucleotides long. RefSeq names its product grainyhead-like protein 2 homolog. The transcript has 15 exons. Gene Ontology annotation, cellular component: nucleus. Bases 617 to 2428 code for a protein of 603 amino acids. Gene Ontology annotation, biological process: neural tube development; regulation of transcription by RNA polymerase II; brain development. The record is from RefSeq and is a predicted model, not a curated record. NCBI's taxonomy places the organism in Eukaryota, Metazoa, Chordata, Actinopteri, Centrarchiformes, Sinipercidae. Gene Ontology annotation, molecular function: RNA polymerase II cis-regulatory region sequence-specific DNA binding; DNA-binding transcription activator activity, RNA polymerase II-specific.